Molecule: messenger RNA, 1149 nt
Organism: Colletotrichum orchidophilum
Lineage: Eukaryota; Fungi; Ascomycota; Sordariomycetes; Glomerellales; Glomerellaceae
Product: SWIRM domain-containing protein
Exons: 1
Coding region: 1-1149 (382 amino acids)
Biological process (GO): regulation of transcription by RNA polymerase II; chromatin remodeling
Cellular component (GO): SAGA-type complex; nucleus
Molecular function (GO): protein binding; transcription coactivator activity; chromatin binding
Source: RefSeq, a predicted model, not a curated record
AUGGACACCAACUACCACAUGACGCCACAUCAAGCGACUACUCUGGCUCGAGAGCCAAAGAGGGCAUUCGAUAUCAGCAAUCUGAUGUCACCCCCCGAGCCGCUGCCCUACGACAGCUUUAACCAAGGUCAUCAAAUUACGGCACAGAUUGCGUCAGGUGCCUCUCAUGCUUACGAGACGACGAAGCCCCGCAUGCCCAUGUCGCCUCCUGUCUCGCCUUACAUCACCGAGUCCAGCAACUUGAACAUAAAUGGAACACCAGCUAAGGAUCCGAUCUUGUACCCUCGUGAGGACGCGGCUUCGAGCCCGACGCAACCACCUCUCUUUCCCAGCACCGAAUCCAUCGAACACCGGCGCAUCGUUGACGAGCACAUCGUUACGCGGCCUCCGGGCCUGUUCCGCGAGGGAUCGCCUCCUCUCAGAGAAGACUACGAGUUAGCUCUGCAACUCAAGUCACAGGUUAUGAGACUUUUUGCGAAUAAGAGGAAGUCAUGGUACGAGAAAGAGAGAGAUCAGAUUAGAGCCGAUCGCAAGUUGAAUCACGCUCGGUGGAACAGCGUCGUGCGAUACCAAACAAUCGCUCCAGCCAAGUCCGCACCCGUCAAGGCGUCAAAAGCAUCAACCAGCAAGCCCAGGAUUACUUUAUCUACUAAUUCAAAGCCGGACCGCAUUGUGAAGCCCCAGGCUCCCCGGCCCAUACGCAAUAGCCCCCCGACUCGUCAUGCUCGCCGUGUCAGUUCUACUCCGGAUCCUGCUCGUCGCAUCGUUGCGCCAAACAGAGAGGAUCGCGACUUUACCGCUCUCCCCGACUUCUGCCCUCCGACGUCCUCGCUGCCGGACAAACCCAAUUGUUUGAAAGUAGACUGGAAGGGCGCUCCCAUCGACCUCAGCGACGACCCCAAUAUUCACUUGCUGCACCCUGACGAAGUUAGUCUUGCUGCCAAUCUUCGGCUAGACUGCGCCACAUACCUCACAAGCAAGCGACGUAUCUUCGUCCGCCGGAUUGAAUGUGCAAAAGUUAGCAAGGAGUUCCGCAAGACCGACGCCCAACAGGCCUGCAAGAUUGAUGUCAACAAAGCUUCGAAGCUUUGGACGGCUUUCGACAAGGUCGGCUGGUUGGACCUCAAGUGGACGGCCAAAUUCCUCUGA